CCCUGGGACAGUGGUUCUGAGACCUGUGCCCAAGCCUGCUUUCCCCUGCCCUGGGGCAGUGGUUCUGAGACCUGUGCCUAGAGAGUCCAAUUCCCUUGGCCCACAUGAAGUCUGGGCUCUGCUGCCCUUUGAAGCUCCCCAGAAAAGCAGCAUUCUCAGAGAACUCCCUAGGGGCACCGUGAAAAGUUCAGACAUUGAUGCUGACCUGCUCUUACCUCUUUAAGAGACAGACCCCGCCCCCUGACAGUGGGUGGGGCACGCACAGUGAUGUGCCACGUUACUCAUUAUGCAGUACAGACCUGCAUGAGGACUGCAUGAACAAGCUCCCCCUUUUAAGCUCACACCCUUCCCUCUCCCUCCUCUCUCUCCUCUUCUCUGUUUCUGGUGGUCAACCGCUAAUUCUUCUCUCUUACUCUCUGCUCUGCUCUGCUCUUCCAUUUCUCUCUCUCCCCCUCUCGCUCUCCCACCCUGUAAUACAACUCUAUGACUAAUGUACUCUAGUUAGUGUUUCAUUGCGCCGGCGCCGGCACUGGCCCCAUCUCAAUGGCUUUAUAUUUUUAAACUUUCACAAAAUCACUACACACAGCCCGCCCUUCUAACCAAGAGGUACCUACUUCAGGAUAGACACGAGGACGGGAGCCUACCAGAAUGCUGGGGCAAAGCCCAGCUCCUCUCAGACCAAGAGGUAAUGCCUGGAUGGAGGGAAAUUCAUGGUAGAAGUGUGUAUCCACUAUGGAAAGUGGUGGGUGCCCUGGUGAGUGCAAAGCCUAGCCUCAGGUGUCAGUCUAAAGGGACCAGACCCUCACCCAGCCUCUGCUUUAGCAGCCAUGACAGGCUACAGAAAAGACCCCGGCAGGAUGUAGGCCUCUGACUCAGCAAAAUGUUCUGGGCUUCCUGACCUUGCCUGACCUCCUAGUCACUAGGAGGUCAGAUACCCUCCACAUGGCAAGGAACCAAUCAGAAGUUAGCUGGUGCACUCUGGGCAUGCUUUAUGGUAAAACUGGUAUAACAGUGGCGUGCAGAGAAUAGCAACCACCCUGGGAGGGCCUAUAGACCAUAGCAACCACUUAACCAAUCAACACAGGACAGGUUACCCAAGCCCAGAAGCACACCAAUCCUGAGACUGUUGCAUACCCCUAGACACUCCCCUUGCUCUGUCCAAUAAAUUCCCUACCUCUUGGCCCCUCCGGGUCCUUCUUACUCCAACCACUGUGUUGAACAGUUGAGGGAACCGAGUUAAGGCACUUAACUUGUUGAAUAAUAAAAGACUCUUAGCUUUUGCAUAGGAAUGGGUCUUUCGGUGAUUUGGGGGUUCAGAAUUUGGGCACAGGACAGACACUGGGAAUAAAGUCCUAAAAAGGUGACAGUGAGAAGCACUGUCAACAGGUGAUGACUCUUUCUGUGAUCCUCCUUAAUACCUUGCUUUUGAAAGGCUGAAAAAAGAAUAAAAGAAAAACAUCAAAGCAUUAAAAAGAACUUUGUCUACAACCCACCACUGUUUAGGUUGUCCAUGUUGGGGGGAGGGGUGCACAUGUGUGCUUGAGACCAGAAGUCAUCCUCACUCAUGAAGCCAGCUAGCCCCAGGGACCUUCCUGUCUCCUUCCCUUAACUCCCACUCCUGGGUUUUUUGUUUGUUUUGUGGGCUCUGGGUUAUUAUGACUGUGUGGCAAGCACUUGACCAAUCUGAGCUGAACUAUCUCCCAGCCCCUAGGAUACCCACUUUAAAAAUAUAAAAGUCUCCUCUUAAGUCUUAGUAGCCACAUGGUAUGAGGUGUCUAGUUUAACCAAUACCCAUGACUUUACUAUCAUCCCUGGGUAUUUGUGUGGUGUAUUCUAGGACCCCCUGGAGAUACCAAACUCUUCAGAUGCUCAAGUCCCUUAAGUAAAAGGUGUCACACUUGCUUAGUGCCCUCGAAAUCCCCCCUUUAAAUAAUUUCUGUGUAUCUUAUACCAGCUAAUAUGCAAAUACCAUUUAUAUCUUUACCCUACCUGCUUAGUGAAUAAUGACUAGAACGAUGUCUGCAUGUUGAGUGCAGAUGCAGUUGCUUUAUUAAUUAUAUCAACCAUUAAUUGAUUGCAUGGUAUGGAGAUAGGGGCUUCUGACUCGGGUUUUAGGAGAGAUUCAUGGGCAGUGUAAACCUUCCUGCUGUACAGAGUGACACCCGGGUUCUAGGUUUGAGUCAUUUCUGACAGGGUUCCCAUUACCAUCUAGGGGCCUUGAUCUAGUUCAUUUUCUCUGACAGUUAAAGACUUGAAAGGCAGGAAAACAAUCUUGAGAGCCACAGGUAGCAGAGAAAUAAAUUCUCAAACACAGCAAACAGCAGCAGACACAAUCAACAGGUGAAGAGAGGCUUUUAUUCGUGAUGAAGAAACACGCCGGAGCAUGGCCCAGAGAAAAGACACUCUGCAAAGAAGAGGGGGCACUCGGGAAACCAAAGGAUUAGGGGGGUUUAAGGGUGAUGGAGGGAGUUUCCUCUGCCAAUUUAGGGUUGGUCAGUUUGGACAAAAUCAGGGCAGGGUGGCUGAGGGAGCCACUACUUCGGGGUAAACAGGGCCCAGGCUGGUCUUGAACUUGUCAUUCUGGUCAGACAGAGAAAAGUCCUUGCCAGGCGUAAGCUGUCUUCUUGUCUCCCAGAAGGAUGAAGCGGGAAGCCAACCAUCUUCAAAGUUCAGUCUUUAUUAUCUAGCCAUGGUCCCUCCCCCUGUCUGUCUUCUUAGUUGGUGACUCUAACUCCCCUGGGCUGCCCAGCUCAUAUUGCAGCACUCUCCGCUUCCACUAUCUUUCUCCUGCAGCGGUCUGACUCCUGAGGAGUGGUCCAAAAGAACCCCCAUUCGAGACACACAGGGGUAGCAAGGAAGCACACUAGUUUCGGUGAUUUGCAUGUGUGAGUUCGAAUCCUUGAGAAUCUUUGGAAAACGUGAAAGAUACGAAAACAAAACUGACCAGAAUUUCAAAGGAGUGACCCUCAAGAAUCACGACAGUGUAAUUGCCCUUUGCCCAGCAAGACUUGCCUCACUGGAGCUCUCAGGGAAGUAGGUGGCCUUUUCCAUUGACCAAAGGCCCUGGUGGUCAUAGUGAAAUGUGAUUGUGGAGGCUCCCGCCACACGGAGCAGCUGCCACCUUGCAAGAUCAAAUUCUACCCUGCAAGCAGCUGUGAAAUCUGACUUGACUAUGCCACUCCCACUGGGCAUGAAGCCCUUCCUGAUAAAGGAGGCACAGGGAAGGCGGGGCCUCUGUUUUGGCUCCACUCCUCCCUCCUGCCCUCUUCCAUGCCACCCCUGGGCCCCAGAGAACCUGGUCAACUGUUCUCACUUUGGUCCUUGCUCCCUUGAGUACUGGAGGAGGCACAGACUCUUAAGCUACCCGCCCCCUUCCCAAGUCUAGUGUGCGCAAACUCAGAGCAGCAGAAGCCCAAGCCCGGGGAAAUGUGGCCCAAGGCCAAGGCUGACACUGGGCUGCAACUCCUAGCCCCUCCCCUGCCUGGGCCGCUGGAAAGCUGACGGCAAGCCAAUUGCUGGGGGCAGAAAUGGCUGCCAGCCUCCGAGGUCUCAGCAGAGCUUUGCACUCUUCUCCCUGCCCUGCUUGGAAACGAGCUCAGUCGGGAACCGAGGGGCGCCUGAAGCCCGAGUACGAUGCCGUGGUGAUAGGAGCAGGACACAAUGGGCUGGUGGCUGCGGCAUACCUCCAGAGACUGGGGGUAAACACUGUGGUCUUCGAGAGGCGCCAUGUGAUUGGGGGUGCAGCUGUCACUGAGGAGAUCAUUCCAGGAUUCAGGUUCUCCCGGGCAUCCUAUCUUCUCAGCCUCCUGAGGCCACAGAUUUACAAAGACCUGGAGCUGAAGAAGCAUGGGCUGAGGCUUCACCUCCGAAAUCCCUACUCCUUCACCCCCAUGCUGGAAGAGGGUACACUGAGCAAGUUGCCCAGGUCCCUUCUGCUGGGCACGGACAUGGCUGAAAACCAGAAGCAAAUCUCUCAGUUCUCACAGAAGGAUGCUCAGGCCUUUCCCAGGUACGAGGAGUUCAUGAGUCGCUUGGUGCUAGCCAUUGACCCCCUGCUGGAUUCUGCCCCCGUGGACAUGGCAGCCUUCCAGCAUGGCUCCCUGUUACAGAGACUCAGGGCACUGUCCACCCUGAGGCCCCUGCUGAAAGCAGGGCGCACCCUGGGAGCCCAGCUCCCCCAGUACUACCAGGUCCUCACAGGCCCCAUCUCCAAGGUGCUAGACCACUGGUUUGAGUCUGAGCCUCUAAAGGCUACUCUGGCAACAGAUGCUGUGAUUGGAGCCAUGACAAGCCCCCACACUCCAGGGAGUGGGUAUGUGUUGCUUCACCAUGUGAUGGGAAACCUGGAGGGGAUACAGGGCGCCUGGAGCUAUGUCCAGGGUGGCAUGGGUGCCCUCUCUGAUGCCAUUGCAAGCUCAGCUACUACGCAUGGAGCAAGUAUCUUCACAGAAAAGACUGUGGCUAAGGUUCAGGUGAACAGUGAAGGCCACGUUCAAGGAGUCAUACUACAGGAUGGCCAGGAGGUGAGGAGCCGAGUCGUCUUGUCUUGUGCCUCACCACAGGUCACCUUCUUGGAGCUGACGCCACAGGAGUGGCUUCCAGAGACCUUUGUGAAGAGAAUAUCCCAGCUGGACACACAGUCUCCUGUUACCAAGAUCAAUGUGGCUGUGGACAGGCUGCCAAACUCCCGAGCAGCCCCCAAUGUCCCCAGGGACCAGCCACAACCACAUCAUCAGUGUUCCAUCCACCUGAACUGUGAAGACACCCUGGCCCUCCACCAGGCCUUUGAAGAUGCCAAGGACGGCCUGCCUUCCCAAAGACCUAUGAUUGAACUCUGCAUCCCAUCAUCUCUGGACCCCACCCUGGCUCCUCCAGGCUGCCAUGUUGUCUCCCUCUUCACUCAGUAUACGCCCUACACCCUGGCAGGAGGCAAGAUCUGGGAUGAGCAGGAGAAAAACAACUAUGCAGACAAAGUGUUUGACUGCAUCGAGGCCUACGCCCCUGGCUUCAAGAGUUCUGUGCUGGCCAGAGACAUCCUCACCCCACGGGAUCUAGAGAGAAUCUUCGGGCUUCCUGGAGGGAACAUAUUCCACGGUGCCAUGUCCCUGGACCAGCUCUACUUUGCCCGUCCAGUGCCCCAACACUCUGGCUACAGAUGCCCUAUUCAGGGCCUGUACCUCUGUGGAAGUGGGGCCCACCCUGGAGGAGGUGUCAUGGGAGCUGCUGGACGGAAUGCAGCCCACGAAGUCUUUAGGGACCUCAAGAGCACGUGAUGCUGGGCCAACUCUGGCCCUGGGAGAAAAGCUUUCCCUGCACUUUGGAGCCACCUAUCAGGCCACCUGCCCAUGAUAACCUGCUUGGAAGGAUACCACUGGGGACAACUGCAUCAAAAAGGUGCCAUUGAUCUGAAUCAGGGCCCGAGUUACAUUUGCACAGUUUCACCUGUGCCCCAGGGCUCUAUGGGCUGCCUGGGUGUGUCUUAUUAAAAACAAUGUUUUGUACAGAGA
Molecule: messenger RNA, 5507 nt
Organism: Cricetulus griseus (Chinese hamster)
Lineage: Eukaryota; Metazoa; Chordata; Mammalia; Rodentia; Cricetidae
Source: RefSeq, a predicted model, not a curated record